Molecule: messenger RNA, 642 nt
Organism: Pyricularia pennisetigena
Lineage: Eukaryota; Fungi; Ascomycota; Sordariomycetes; Magnaporthales; Pyriculariaceae
Exons: 2
Coding region: 1-642 (213 amino acids)
Source: RefSeq, a predicted model, not a curated record
AUGUCUACCUCGACGCCUGCUCCUGCUUCUUCCCAGAUGCCACCUGUGCCGUCAACCACGGUCACAGUCACAGCCACCGGCCCUUCACAGGAACAACAGCAAGGCGACAAGCUUCAAACUCUCCUCCAGGGGCCCGAUGCGCAACAAUGGCAGGCGCGUUUCAGCGCAGCCAUUGCCGACGUCGGCGGGGUCAUCAACUCGAAGGCCCCUGAGAGCGCAGAACCCUUCACCGAGAAUCUGUUUGGCUGCUUCGGAGACGUGGGUCUCUGCCUACAGGGCUGCCUAAUCCCGUGUGUGGUGUUUGGAAAGACGCAUCAUCGCACGCGGAAGAAUUCCAACAUGGAGGGUUACCAGCCUGUCAACACCACAUGCCUUCUCCUCUGCGGGCUGGGCUGCAUCGGACUCUCUUGGAUCCCAAUGUCCAUGCAACGCGCCGACAUCCGCAGGAAGUAUGGACUCCAGGGCAGCUGCCUCAGCGACAUUGCCCUUGCGUGCUGCUGUGGCUGCUGUGCUAUAUUGCAGGAGGAGAGGGAGUCGGCUUCCCGCGAGCCGUUGGACGACACGCGGACCAUGGCCGUGGCGGGUGGCAAGACACAGUACAGCUCCGUGCCUGGCAUGAGCUACCCUGCGCCGCCUCAGUGA